AUGGCAGAUGAUGGGGAAGACGUGACGCCAUUUUGGGUAGAGAGCUCCGCCAAUCGACGCCGCCGCAGCGGCGUCCGUCCGUCCUCACUCUUCCUCAACUCUGGCGUCCUGCUCUUCCUCCUGUGUUUAACUGCAGUAUUCUUCUUGGUCGUCGUAGUUCCCUCAAUUGUCUCUUCCACAGCCAAGAUCUUCAGGCCCAAUUUGGUCAAGAAAAGCUGGGAUUCCAUCAACUUGGUGCUCGUUCUCUUCGCCCUCCUCUUCGGCUUUCUCAGUAGGAACAGGAACUACGAUUCCAGCUUCGAUCAAGAUCACAGUCGGACUGUUUCCAGUAAUGAGGUUCGGAAGUCCAGCUCCUCGACGGUUUAUCAGUGGUAUGGAGAUUCCGACCGGAUGGUGGAUAGUUACGCCGCAGUCGGAAAGUUGCGCCGGACUUACAGCUCCUACCCAGAUCUGCGUGAAGUCUCGCCGUUGGACGUCACCGCGGAUGAUCGCUGGAGAUUUUCCGAUGAUACACAGGUGGAUGCCUUCCGGUACGCCGACUCCGAUCAGCUCCAUCGGCGCCGGAGCUGGAAACGGGCCCAAGAGGAAGAAGAAGACAAGGAUGCAUUUGAUAACAGCAAGACUAUUCACGUUGAUACAUUGGUGAUUCGUGCCAGGGAAGCUUCGCCGUCUUCUCCGCCGCCGCCGGCGUCGGCACCGCCGGCUGUUCGUCGGAGAACGAGGCGUGUGUCUGAGAUGGAAGAGAAGGAGAGAGUAGAAGAACCAAUGAAAUUUGAGUCGCUGGCGGUUCCGUUGACGUAUCCACCGCCGUCGCAGCCCGUUGUUCGUCGGAAACCUAAGAGGACAUACGAAAGUGUUGCGCAUAAAGAGAAGAGAAAUGAGGAACUGAAGAAUGAAUCAGAGCCCGUGGAAUCUGCAACUUCACCGAUUGUGUUGCCUACGACUUCGCCGCCGCCGGCGACUUCUUCGGAGAAGAGCAGCAAAAGUGACCGGAAAAGAGGUGGCGCAAAUGCGACUAAAGACUUCUUGACCUCACUCUACCACCAAGGCAAGAAGAAGAAGAAGCGAAGGCAAAAGAGCGUCGAAAGUUUCGAAACCCUAAUUCAGUCUCAAGCUCAUACUCCACCGCCUCCUCCUCCUCCUCCUCCGCCGCCGCCGCCACCUUCAGUCUUCCACAAUUUGCUCUCAUCUAAGAAGGGCAAAGGCAAGAAAACCAUCUCGGUCCCUCCCCCGCCGCCCUCGUUCACGGCGCCGCGUGCAUCAAAAACCCUAGCCCAAAAUUCAACUCUCGCAGCUAGUAAACCUCCAUUGCCGCUACAGGUAACCAGUUUCAGCAGCGUAGAGGAGAGCUCUAACAGCGGCGGCGAGUCCCCGCUGAACAGUGGCCGAUUGCCUCAUAUUCCGAUUCCGCCGCCGCCGCCCCCGCCGCCGUUCAAAAUGCCGAGCUGGAAGUUUGUGGUGCAAGGCGAUUACGUAAGGAUCGGGAGCAUGAACAGCUCGCGAAGCGGGUCUCCGGAUCUCGACGACACAGAGUCCCCCAGGAGUGAUUUCUCGGUCGAGUCCGGGGGGACUAUGACCGCCGUUGAUAGCGGCGAAGUGGCGGCGCUGUUCUGCCCGAGCCCAGACGUGAACGCCAAAGCCGACAUGUUCAUAGCCAAGUUCAAGGCUGGGCUUAAGCUUCAGAAAAUCAAUUCCAUCAAGCAAAAACAUGGGCGGGGCCCGUCAACUCUCGGCCCAGAUUCAAAGCCCGAAACAGGCCCUAGUCCAAUUUGA
Molecule: messenger RNA, 1773 nt
Organism: Diospyros lotus (date-plum)
Lineage: Eukaryota; Viridiplantae; Streptophyta; Magnoliopsida; Ericales; Ebenaceae
Exons: 1
Coding region: 1-1773 (590 amino acids)
Source: RefSeq, a predicted model, not a curated record